Messenger RNA from Oryzias melastigma (Indian medaka), 3290 nucleotides. RefSeq names its product interleukin 12 receptor, beta 2a (gene il12rb2). The transcript has 16 exons. The record is from RefSeq and is a predicted model, not a curated record. Gene Ontology annotation, molecular function: cytokine receptor activity; cytokine binding. Gene Ontology annotation, biological process: cytokine-mediated signaling pathway. Bases 504 to 2876 code for a protein of 790 amino acids. Gene Ontology annotation, cellular component: signaling receptor complex; external side of plasma membrane. NCBI's taxonomy places the organism in Eukaryota, Metazoa, Chordata, Actinopteri, Beloniformes, Adrianichthyidae.
GGUGACUACACUGAGGGAGUGAUAGACAGCGGCGGGCUGAGAGACAAGUGGAAGGCUUGCCAUCAACACACAGCUCAUUUUAUAAACUUUUUAAAGGGAUGUUGUAAAGAUAAAGGAGUCCAUCGUCUGGUUUGUGUUCAGGUUGUUUUGAAAAUUCGAUAUUUGAAAAAAAAAGAAAACAGGAAAUGUAAUAGGUAAUUAGAAACGAUUUGGACGGAUAAGACAGUCAAACUGUUUUUAAAAAGAUUUAGUUGUUUAUUUGUUUGUGUGAGAGUGGGCGCUUGUUUCUGCGCGCGCGCGUGUCGUCACUGCUGAGAAGACUGAUGUUGGAGUUGGUUGGCUGCUCGUCAGCGCAGGCGGCACGGUGUGUAGACGCACCGCCUCAGGUGAAGAUAUCCCGCACGAUAACGGACAAAGCUCAGGGGAGUUGAACGCUGGACGGUGACCCUGUGGAAAUGUUUAAGUUUUAACAACAAUGUGAGGCGCGCGCGCAGUGACGCACAAUGUUUUGGUCAUGGCCCAUCGGCCCUGCCGUCAUCCUGGUGGCUGUGCAGAUCUCCAUUGGUGAGAAGUCCUGCGUCCUCUGGUCUAGUGCUGGUCUUGAGGUGCUGCGAGGUUCCACUUUCGAGGUGUACUGCACCUUCAAUUGCAAGAACAAGCUUUACAUUUACAGCGGCAGUCCUCCCCAAAAGCAGAGCCACCGGGUCUUUAACGACACAACUAUCUACCUAAAAAUUGAACACCUAACAAGUAGCAGAACCUUCAGCUGCAAGUGUGAGGAAAAGCCGGAACUGGAUCCUUGUGGACAGGACAUCUCCACUGGAUACCCCCCAGAUCGCCCCAAAGACAUUUUCUGCGACUAUGAAAUCCAAAAUUUAGAGAGUGGUGUUAUAAACUGCUCUUGGAAUGGAGGAAGGAACACUUUUCUGCGGAAUCACUUUGAGUUGGGGGUCAGAACUGUAUCUGGUAACGGGACAGAAGGACUGCUGCUGCUCAAUGUGUCAAGAAAAGAAUCAAAGAGGCUGUCGGUGAAUUUCAACAUGUCCAGAUCUGUUGAUCGUAUUUCUGUGUGGGUUCGUGCCCACAACUCCCUGGGCUCUGCAGUGUCCGCGGUCGUCAACUACACACUCAGUGACAGAGCAAAGCCAUCGGCCCUCAGUCUUGGCCAGCCCGAUUGCUCCUCCAGGGAGUGCAGACUCAAAGUGGAGCAGCCUUUGAACGUGUCUUACCUGGAGAUCCAAUACAGAGCCGACCACCAACAAUGGACAUCCAAUCCGGACUCUGUAAGAAGAUGGAGCUCCUCGACUUCAUCUCAGGCCCGGUCCAUCGGAUCUCUGGAGCCCCACAGGCUGUACCAUUUCAGAGCCAGAUCCAAGUUUCGCUCUGGCCUUUGGAGUUCAUGGAGCUCAAACGUCUCAGGCUGGACUCAAGAGGAAGCUCCCGCCCGAGCGCUGGAUGUGUGGGUUGUUUGUGGUCCUGACUCUAAAUCAAUGAUGGUCCUCUGGAAGGAACCCAACGUGUCCAUAUCCAGAGGAAAAAUCACUCAGUACACAGUCAGAGUUUCCAGCCCAAGCCUGAACAUCAUCACUAAUGUGAGUGCCGAUUCCAGGAAUUAUUCAGUCCCACUCUGCAGUCACUAUGAAGUGACAAUGUGGGCUCACAACUCAAAGGGGAUGUCGCCUCCUGCCACCAUGACGUCCCUUUACACUGAAGCCAAGCCGCUUAGAGAUGUGAGAGCAACAGUAAACAGCGACUCUGUCACCAUCUCCUGGAGAAAACCUAAACUCGCGCCUGCCAUGUACGUGGUGGAGUUGUACCCAGAGGACUUCCUGCUAAAUGAGCUCCAAUGGGUUCGGCUGAACAAAAGUGAAACAACCGCUGUUCUUUCAGGAAUCAAGCCCUAUGAGUGCUAUGAGGGAGCUGUGUAUGUCUUCUACAACAAGAGCUUUGUAGGCAAGACCCGGUCUAAUCGAGUCGCUGCUUUGGAGUCAAAGCCUAAAAGUAGUCCAUCGUUUGAAGCAAAAAACAAGGGAAACAAAGUGAUAAUAACCUGGAAGAUGCUUCCCAGAGCGUUCCGCAUGGGCUGCAUCACCCAAUAUACCAUCUAUGUAGAGAGCAGCACUGGAGACCACAUGAAUUACUCUGUUGGAGCCUCUGAGACAACAUUUGAGAUUAAAAAUCUAUCUCCCGCUAUCUACACCCUGUGGAUGACUGCUUCAACUGCCAAAGGAGAAGGUCCUAAAAGUCAAAAGGGCAAGUUCCCCAUCAAACAAGAUGACCACCCAUCCCUCCUGCUUGAGUGUGUGGUCGCUGUCCUGAUGGUGCUGCUUCUGCUCUGUCUGUGCCAGAGUGCAGUGGUGAAGCACAGGUUCUGGGAGCUGUUCCGGUGCCUCAUGCUGGAUGUUGUUCCGGAUCCUGCAAACAGCAAGUGGGCAAAAGAGUGCAUCAAAGAGAAGCAGGGCAGGCUGAGCAUCCAGCUGCUGUCCAGUGGAUCCACUUCCACGGACAAGGAAGAAGACGUCAACAUGGUGGAUGUGGAGGAGCUUUUCAAGCAGACCAUUGACACCCCCCUGCCCACAGGCGACUCGACACAGCUGAUCAGUCGGAGCCCGGACGUGGACCUGAAUACACUGAUGUACCCUGCUUUGACCACGUACAUUAAGAGCCUGUCCCACGACUCGGACACAAACACCACGGUGGACUACAUCUCGUCAGACGGCCCGGAGAGCAUGGAGGAAAGGGAGGAUGAGGACGUAUUCGGGGGCAUGUCUUUCCUACCCAGUCACGGCAUCUUCUUCACUGAGAUGCUGCAGUUUGAUGGGAAGCUGACGCUGGAUGCUGUAAAGAUUGACUGCAGUGACAUGCAAAUCACUUAAUGGACCUUUGACAUCUGGAUUUCCUGAAGAGAGAAAAACAUCCCCCUGAUCUUUUUCCUCUUAUUGAUCUAUCUCUCUUACGAGAUAUACAAGAACUACCUCCAAUCUCUAUACUGCUAAAGUUGGCGCUUCAGCAACAACAACAAAAAAAUCAUAGAAUGCAUUAUGACUUCUUGGACUGCUACAGACACACUAAGUCUUAAAAGUUGCAGGAAACUGUGUCUUUUUGAUGAAAAAACAGGUCAAAAUAAAUCUUCAUCUUUGUUUCUUUGCUUCACUUUUAGCCUCAUCAUGGAAUUAUCAGCCACUCUUUUUUUCCAGUUAUUUUUUGACACAGUUUGGUGUCUUAACUGUGAUUUUAUACAAUGAAGGUGUAAAAUUGACCUUAAUGUCUGAUCAAAUAAAACAAAUGUA